Arachis stenosperma is the source of this 1800-nucleotide messenger RNA. RefSeq lists its product as uncharacterized. NCBI's taxonomy places the organism in Eukaryota, Viridiplantae, Streptophyta, Magnoliopsida, Fabales, Fabaceae. The coding region runs from base 1 to 1800 and encodes 599 amino acids. The transcript has a single exon. The record is from RefSeq and is a predicted model, not a curated record.
AUGAGUUUGUCGGACUUGAAGACCAGCAUCUUGGAGAAGCUUGGCGUGUUGGGUUCCAAGUGGGUGAAGAAACUAUUCUACAAGAUUCCAAUGGCGGUUGUCUCGACCGGUGUUCAGUACGAAACCUUUGCGGUUAAGUCUGAUGAAGAUAUUAGGGUUCUGUUCUACUGUGUAAGGAGUUUUCCGGAGAUCAGAAUCCAUGAGUUGUUUGCGAAGUUGGAGGUUGGUGUCGAUAGUUCUGGGGCAUCCGCUCCAGUUCCUUGCGUAGCUUCCGCUGGUGGUGCAUCUAGUUCGAUGCCUCCGGUCAGACCGCGUCUUCCGCCGGUUCAAUCACCUUCUUUUGCGGCUGACUUACAACAAACGGAGGUUGUUGGUUCUGUCCCUUUCGAGCCUGUAGCAGUCGUUGAGCCUGCCAACGUCGUGGGCACCGGUGGUGGUAUUGUGCCUUAUCUCGAAGACUUUGGUGGACCUGAUCAUAUAGAGAAUGCAAUGCGUGACGAUGAAUCUGAAGAGGAGCCUGUUGAUAUCGAUGGUGACAGCGACGAAAACAGAGGCGGCGAUCCAGAUGCGCAACAUCGGCCUUCAAGUUCUGCUUCUCAUCAAUACCCUCCACACUUCUCGACACUAAACUUGGAAGCUCUUCGUCAACAGGAAGACAGUGGUAACAUAGUCGGUAGAUCUUCUACAGAAUUUGAGAUUGGGCAAUCUUUUCAGAGUAAAGAUGAAGCUGUGCUCAGUGUGAAGGACUAUAGCAUCCGGCGAGGUGUUGAGUACAGAGUCAUCGAAUCGGAUCAUUUGAAGUAUCAUGGAAAAUGCAAGCAAUUCGGCAAGGGUUGCACUUGGUUGAUUCGUGUAGCGCUUCGUGCACGAAAGGGAACUUGGGAGGUUAGGAGGUACAACGGGCCACACACGUGCCUCGCAACUUCUAUAUCAAGUGAUCACCGUAAGCUGGAUUAUAACGUUAUAUGUGCGAGGAUUCUUCCUAUGGUUAGGGCUGAUGCUGCGGUUACGGUAAAGGUACUUCAAGAAGCGACAGAAGCUGAUUACGGUUUCAGGCCUAGUUACAGGAAGGUCUGGUUGGCUAAGCAGAAGGCUGUGGCAGAAAUAUAUGGAGAUUGGGAAGAGUCUUACGCGGAACUGCCCCGUUGGAUGCUAGGGAUCCAGGCAACAAUGCCGGGAACAAUCACGGUGCUGAAGACGUCUCCGGUUCAGAUUGGUGGUGCUGUUGAUGAGUCGAGGGUGUACUUUCACCGACUUUUCUGGACAUUUCCACCCUGUAUCGAGGCUUUCCGGCAUUGCAAGCCACUCGUCAGUAUUGAUGGUACCCACUUGUAUGGGAAGUAUGGAGGGACGCUCCUGUUGGCUAUAGCUCAGGACGGAAACUCGAACAUCCUCCCGGUAGCAUUCGCCCUUGUAGAGGGGGAAAAUGCAGAGUCGUGGUCAUUCUUCUUGUCAAACCUACGAGAGCAUGUGACUCCUCAGGAGGGUAUCCUAGUUAUCUCAGACAGGCAUAAUGGGAUCAAGGCGGCCCUUGAGGCACCUGAGAAUGGAUGGCUGCCUCCUCGUGCAUUCCGGGCCUACUGUAUAAGGCAUGUGGCCGCCAAUUUCGCCCUAACGUUCAAAGGUAAGGACUCAAGGAGGUUACUGGUCAAUGCUGCCUACGCCAAGACUGAGGGUGAGUUUUACUACUGGUUCGACAUCAUGCGGACUGAGAAUCCAGCAAUGUGUGACUGGGCCAACCGUAUGGAGUAUGACAAUGGACCCAACAUGAGGAUGCUGGUCGACGGUUCGGGCACAUGA